AUGUGUCUUCGCAAAGACAACAAUUUUAAUGGAGUGCUUCCCCCCAGCCCGCUCAAAUCCCUGGCGGCUGUUUGUUUUCUGCGCUGUGGUCGGAUUGUACCGACUCAUGUCCGGUCGAGUCCAUUUGAAACGCGGAUUUCGUUUUCUUUCAAUCAGGGAAUCAAAGCACGGGACGCCCUGCACGAAUACCUGGAAACUGCGAUCAGAGAGAAGCUGCAGGCAAACCGUCUGGCUCCUCAGCCUGACGCUCUGACCUUAAUGCUGCACAGUGCCCGGGAAAAUGGGAAGGAGUUAAACCUCCAGGAGCUGAAGGAAGCUGCUGUCGAGCUGAUCUUCGCUGCUUUCUCCACGACGGCGAGUGCCUGCACGUCCAUGGUGCUGCUGCUUCUGCAACACUCCGAGGCGCUGGACAAGGUGAGGCAGGAGCUGGACCAGCACGGUCUGCUGGCUCAGUGUCAGUGUCCCCAGGACUGGCCGCUCUCCCUCCACACGCCCUCAACUCCCGACAACAACAGCGCUCAGCACCGAAUGGGAACCCAAGCCAAUCGGCCGGGAGCUGAAGGCUGCCCUCCUCCUUUCACCCGAGAGAAUGUAACCCGGGACAGCAGCUCCAUGGGUGAUAACAUGUGCCACCGCAUGGAGCAUGCCAGCGCAAUGCCAGGAGGAAUCUGCUCCCAGUCCCUGAUGGAACCUGGAGCCUGGCACUUUCCGGAAACCAUGCCAGGCCAGGGCACCGUGCCAGAGAGAGAGGCUCCAGACUGUGAGUGCCAGCCCCUCCUGAGGUUGGAUACCCUCAGCCGCCUGCGUUACCUGGACUGUGUGGUCAAGGAGGUGCUAAGGCUAUUGCCACCUGUCUCAGGGGGCUACAGGACAGCAUUACAGACCUUCGAACUGAAUGGAUGUCAGAUUCCCAAAGGGUGGAAUAUUAUCUACAGCAUUCGUGACACACAAGAAACGGCAGCCGUCUACCUGAACCCUGACACUUUCGAUCCUGAUCGCUUUGGACCGGAGCGGGAUGAGAGCAAAGCGGGAAGGUUUAAUUAUUUACCUUUCGGAGGGGGCGUUCGGAGCUGCGUCGGCAAAGAACUGGCGCAAGUGAUCCUCAAAACGCUGGCGGUCGAACUGAGCAGCGCCGCGAGUUGGCAGCUGGCUAGUGCCACCUACCCCAAGAUGCAAACUGUCCCGGUUGUGCACCCUGUCGACGGGCUGAAGGUUUGCUUUCAUCGCCUGGAUGGCAAGGGAAAGAAAGCGCCCAUCAGGAAAUGACAAAUAAAAAGACAAAACGAGGUGCGUUGCUGUUUAUGGUCGAAAUUUGGCAGGAGUUCGCUUACAACAACCUGGUCAAAUCCCCGCCGGACUAUUUUUUCAGGAAAGGUGAAUGCUAUUGAGUGAGCAAAUGUCCACUGAUAUCAGUAGCGGGCAGCCUAUUUCUGAUAGCCCAUUCUAUUCAGUUACCAUGGAACAUCUGUUCUUUGAAUAAUUCAAAUAAUAUUUGAAAACUGGGAUUCCCAUAUAAAUUGCUGUAAAGCAUUAUUAUUUAUGCAUUUAAACGCCGCUAAAGACCAGAGUGACAGUUUCCGAACGCCAUUUUUGAUUGAGAACUUGAGAAUUAAUUUCUGCUCACUUUCAAAUUCACUGUUUCCGCUGGGUUUUACCGAGGAAGCGGGUGGUUUCAAAAAACGCGGACUUUACCAUUUGUUUUAAUCCCCAAGAAUAAAUGUCCGUUAUUUCUCCAACCAUCAGAGAAGAGGUUUAUGGAUACUGUGAUGAAAGUACAGAGUGACGAGCCUGUUGUUGGACAGAGGGUGUCGCUCGUGUCGGGUUAUAACAGCUCCAUUUAUUAAUGGCACUGCAGUUGUGUGAAGCCUACAUGGGAAUAAGUGGGAAGGACGUGAGUGGGCUAUCUGAUGGUCCUGAAUGAGGAGUGUUGUGGACGGACAGGCUAAGUUAGGGUCCUGAGUGAGGAGUGAUGUGGAGGGACAGGCUAAGUGAGGGUCCUGAGUGAGGAAUGAUGUGGAGGGACAGGCUAAGUGAGGGUCCUGAGUGAGGAGUGAUGUGGAGUGGCAAUCUGAGUGAGGGUCCUGAGUGAGGAGUGAUGUGGAGGGACAGGCUGAGUGAGGGUCCUGAGUGAGGAGUGAUGUGGAGGGACAGGCUGAGUGAAGGUCCUGAGUGAGGAGUGAUGUGCAGGGACAGGCUGAGUGAGGGUCUUGAGUGAGGAGUGAUGUGGAGGGGCAGGCUGAGUGAGAGUCCUGAGUGAGGAGUGGAAUGAGGCAGGCGGAUGCACUUUGUGAAACAUCCGCAACUUUGAACAGGCUUCCGUUUUCAAGCACGUUUGACAUUUUUAGACUAACGAAAGGAGGGACCAGUGGUUAUGUACAGUACCCCACAAUUUAUACCACUAGGAAUGCCGCAAGUUCGCUAAUUGUCUUCACGAAGGUUCAAACAGGAAUCCGAAUUAUUCUGCUAGUUUUAAAUAUUCUAAGCUAUACGAAUUAUUUCUCUUUUACUUCACUAUCACAUGUUCUGCAUCAAAUUCCGGGCAGAGCAUCGUGUCCGCAGCUCCCACGCGACAAGCACGAAUUCUGUGCAAGGAGAGUUGCAGAAACAGGCCAUUAUGUACGAUAAAUUAUCCCGCGUCAUUAAAGUCUUUUGACAUGUCUGCUAGAUUCUCCAUUCACGUGUGACAAUGUGGUGGAAAUAUUGCAAUUGUUGUCUGUUGUAACAUUUCAUUAAUAAAUGUAAUUGGGUAGAAAAAUGUUUAGUUAUCAAUCCAUGAGAGCCCGUUGGCAUAAGGCGUUGCAAUUUUAAUGUUGCAUAUGAAAUAUUUAGUUCGGAAACAUUGUUUUUAUUUACAAAAUUGAGACUAACAAUUUCAAACGUAGUGGACUGGUAAUGUGUAAAUUCUGAUAGGAGGCAUUAAAACCAGUGGCUAAAGUGAA
This is a messenger RNA of Rhincodon typus (whale shark), 2939 nucleotides long. Its product is annotated as cytochrome P450 26C1-like. Lineage: Eukaryota; Metazoa; Chordata; Chondrichthyes; Orectolobiformes; Rhincodontidae. Gene Ontology annotation, biological process: sterol metabolic process. The record is from RefSeq and is a predicted model, not a curated record. Gene Ontology annotation, molecular function: oxidoreductase activity, acting on paired donors, with incorporation or reduction of molecular oxygen; iron ion binding; heme binding.